AAACCGGAAAGAUUAUUGCGCCAUCUACGUGACGUAACCCUUUCUUUUCCUGUCAAAAGCCGGGUUCGUGUCAUCGUGUUAAACUUAAUUAAAAAUCUUUUCAAAAAUGACUUUCGGAGAUUUAAAAACCGAACAAGGCGUGAAAGCCCUCAAUACUUUCUUGGAAGAUAAAAGUUACAUCUCUGGAUUCGUUCCUAGUCAACUCGAUGUAGACACGUUUAAAACGCUUGGAAAAGCACCCGGAGAUUCUUACCAACACGCUUUAAGAUGGUACAACCACAUCAAAUCAUUCUCGGAAGCCGAACGUAAAACUUUCGCGGUGGGAGCUUGCCCCAUGAAAACGGCCCAACCAACAACUAACGAUGAUGAUGACGACGUCGAUCUUUUCGGGUCUGAUGACGAAGAGGAAUCCGCGGAAGCAGCGAAGAUUCGCGAGGAACGCCUCAAAGCUUACAACGAAAAAAAAUCAAAGAAACCGGAAUUGAUUGCGAAGUCAAGUAUUGUUUUGGAUGUGAAGCCUUGGGAUGAUGAGACAGAUAUGAAAGCUAUGGAAACGCAAGUUAGAACGAUCCAGAUGGAUGGGUUAGUUUGGGGCGCUUCUAAAUUGGUUCCAGUUGGUUAUGGAAUUAAUAAAUUGCAGAUUAUGUGUGUUGUUGAAGAUGCAAAAGUUUCUGUUGAUUUGUUAACAGAGACUAUUCAAGAAUUUGAAGAUUUUGUUCAAUCUGUGGAUAUUGCCGCUUUUAAUAAGAUUUAAAAAUGAUUUUGAUGUCUUUGAAUUAAAUAAUAAAGAGAUUUUUUGAA
Messenger RNA from Onthophagus taurus, 801 nucleotides. Its product is annotated as elongation factor 1-beta'. Gene Ontology annotation, cellular component: eukaryotic translation elongation factor 1 complex; cytosol. Gene Ontology annotation, biological process: translational elongation. Gene Ontology annotation, molecular function: translation elongation factor activity; guanyl-nucleotide exchange factor activity. The record is from RefSeq and is a predicted model, not a curated record. Lineage: Eukaryota; Metazoa; Arthropoda; Insecta; Coleoptera; Scarabaeidae.